Messenger RNA from Rhinocladiella mackenziei CBS 650.93, 2895 nucleotides. RefSeq lists its product as uncharacterized. Gene Ontology annotation, molecular function: DNA binding. The record is from RefSeq and is a predicted model, not a curated record. Lineage: Eukaryota; Fungi; Ascomycota; Eurotiomycetes; Chaetothyriales; Herpotrichiellaceae. Gene Ontology annotation, biological process: regulation of DNA-templated transcription. Bases 1 to 2895 code for a protein of 964 amino acids. The transcript has 3 exons.
AUGGCGCCCGUGCCGCAGACGAUCAUUGAAGAUGAAGAAGAAUUCCUGGACGAUGUCGCUGCAUUUCACGAGAAGAGAGGAACCACCUUUGACCGCGAGGGCAAAGUCAGUGGCCGCCCCAUCUCCUUGCACAAAUUGUACAAAUUAGUUAUGGAAAGAGGUGGUUAUGAUGUCUUAUCGGCUGAACGAAUGCAAUGGAGAAGUCUCGUCAAAGAAUUUGGCUUUGGCAAAACCCAUGAGGGUGUCAUUACAUUCCAAUUGAAAACCGCGUAUUAUAAAAACCUAGCAGCAUACGAGAUCGCCAAAUACUGGGGCGAAGAGCCGCCACCGAAGGAGAUUCUUGAAGACCUCAGCGCCAGGGGGGGUAAUUUGCGGACGCGCACCCUCGAGAAUUAUCGAGUUCCCGAAGCGGCCUCUCGACCAAACGACUCCACCGUGGUCGAUGGAGGAGAGUCGGUAGAUGAAGAACAGACAACUCCUAAGCGGGAAAAGACUGAAGCGGAAGAGCCAGGAAGUGGAAGCAGAUACCCAACACGUAUGUCCUCCGUAUUUCGCAAUGCGUCCUUGCCUGUCAUCGGCGUUGUCGCGCCUCUUUGGCACAAACCAACAUUCUCCCACCACUUAUCAAGCCCGCUAACGCGUUAUAUCAAAGGCCAAUUGAGACAAGAUCCGAAACGCACACAGAUGUAUCAGCCAGAUCUUCAGCCAACCCGCUCGAGAAAUGUUCGCGCAACAGACUCCCCCGCCACUCCUGCCGCGCCUCAACAGUCAUACGCGAACGCCUCGAACGACCCUCGAAAUCCAGGAUAUGACUGGCACGAUAAGUAUGAACCUCGCACCAAUAUUGCCUUGACCCUUCGACAAGUCCAGACUCCCGGCAAUGACCCUCUCUACUAUCCGCGCAAAUUGCAGGCCAAAUUACAGGCUACGCCGCGACCUCCUCCAGAGCCUCAGCAGUACCUUAAACAGUCUGUACCGGGGGGCAUGACUGGUCCUAAUAUCUACCUGCGCUGUCUUUACGGAUUGCGGUCUGGUAUCCGAGAAGAGCAGGACUUCGCCUUACAUCAUCUUGUGAAAGUCUCUUUCGAGCGAGGUGACAAGUACAAAUUUGAAGGUUUCCCAUUCCUCGCCGAGUCUCUGAUGGAAAAGGCGUUGGAGAUCACAGAACUGGUGUAUGGAGUGAAAUGGGAAAUUACCUACGAUGAAGAUGUUGACGGCUCUCCCGUGAACACCUUAAAUGCAGCUGUUGGGACACCGAAUCUACUUGAGCGCAUCCAGACCACCACUUCUAGAGUCCACAGUCGAGACUUGGAAACUGCGGAAUCCUCCGAGAGACUGGAAAAACUGAAAGAGGCCGCACUUGUUCUUCGCAACAUGGUGCUUCUGGAGGAAAAUGCCAUCUUCCUCUCCAGGUUUCCGUUAUUCAAGGACCUGCUCACGAUCGCGAUUUGCCUCCCCGAUGAACCAGCACUCGACGAGUUCAAACAAUCGGCCCUCGAAAUCAUCGAGCAGGUCACGCGGUAUUGGACGAUGAAUCCCGAGGAUCCGCUCUACCUCUCACUUCUUCCAUAUCUCGAAUCUGGCGAUCGGGGGAUGCUCAUUUCGGCUCUCCGAUCGAUCAAUAGGAUUGGAUUAGAAACACCCGAAACUCAUCGCUUGAUUGACGUGCCUCUGACAUACAUUGAACGAUUAUUUUCAUUCACCCUACUCGAUUCGGACAUUGAGCUCCUGGAAAACACUCUGGAUUUCCUCUACGAAUACACAGCCAUUCCGGAGAACAACACCGAGCUGCUGUCGAAAGACUUCCACCUCCUACCGAACAUGAUCGGCCGCCUCACGAAUCUUUUACUGCACCAGUCAUCUUCUGGAGAAGAAACCACUAUUGCCGGUCGCUCUCCCAAAAUGCCAGCGCUGCCCCCUUCAGUCCCCACCAUUCCUUAUGAAAUACAUCAACAGCUCAUAAAAUGUGGCGAACCUGAACGAUCGUCACGAUGGCUACGUUGUUGCUUUGAGGAAUCUCCCAACGGCGACAUCACACAAAUCACAAUCUGGCAGGCCUAUCAACAAAGAUUCGCAAAUCACAGUCCGGUUGCCGCGGCAGACUUCAUUAAGAAUGUGUCGCAAACUUUCGGAUCGGCUCAAGCGCAAGUCAUACAAGGGAUCCAACCAAGGUUUAUCAUCAAAGGCAUCAAACCACGAAGAGUAUUGCUCGAUCUACAGGGUCGACCCCUUUUCAAAUGCUUAUGGGAGGUUGCUCCAUCGGAUACACUGGACCCCCAUGGUCGCACCAGUCAGCGACACCUGUGCAGCUCGUGGCAUGUCAAUCGCGAGAGGCUCUUGAGUCAUAUCAUGACCGAGCAUCUCAAGUUUGAGAGAAAGGCAGAUGGACACUUUUCAAGCCAGAACUCAGACAACUGGGCGUGCCGCUGGACGCUGUGCUCAAGACAUUCUCCCUUUUCCAAAAGCAAUGAACUCGUCUCACACGUUCGUAUGCAUAUUCCAGAAAACGCAGAGGCAAUGUCCAAGAUUAUACACGAAUUAGCGUAUGACGUCAAAGAGCCUGACCCCGUACAGACAAAACACACCUAUCAUAUCACACCGACAGAUUUCACUACCCAUCCCUGCGGCGUCGCUUGGAUGAGCGUGAUGAUCAUGCGAAAUCUAGCACGAUACGCCAACAAGCAUGGUUCAGCGUUUGAAAAGGAUGGCAUACCUCUCAAUGAUAAAUUGUUUGGUGGUCACAAGUAUGUGAUUUUCCACAUGUUGAGUGCCAAUCGAACGUUACGGGAUCUCAUCACGGACUUGCUCCAGUUGAUAGAUAAGGGCGAUCGAGAUGAGAAGCGGGGUGUUAAGAGAGAACAUGAGAGUGAGGAUGGUACGGGAUAUCCUGGAUGA